AUGCGAAUUCUCAGUGAUCGGCGAUCAUUUCUAUUUCUCGUUUGCUCAAUCUGGAGUACAGUUCAUCCACGUUUCUGCCUAGAGGGUUCAGAUUGCGGGAUGGUCAGCAAUCAAUGUCACGUUUGCGAGGGGGCGGCUUGUCUCCGGAUAUUUAGACCAGCUCGUUUAACAACCCGGGGCACUCCAUCGGUUGCGUUGACGUGUCUCCCGCACGAUUCACUCAUUCAUUCCUACAAUCCCGAUGGAUGCAGAACGACAAUGCACGGUGACACGCAAUGCCUGUGCUCACACCGGGAUUACUGCAAUUCGGCUUCACAUCCCCCUAUGAUCACCAAAAUAUCGAUGCUCGUAUCAAUUCCAUUUGCCUUAUUCGUUUUCGAUAAUCGA
Messenger RNA from Mesorhabditis belari, 387 nucleotides. The record is from the annotation of a GenBank genome assembly. NCBI's taxonomy places the organism in Eukaryota, Metazoa, Nematoda, Chromadorea, Rhabditida, Rhabditidae.